Molecule: messenger RNA, 12838 nt
Organism: Bactrocera oleae (olive fruit fly)
Lineage: Eukaryota; Metazoa; Arthropoda; Insecta; Diptera; Tephritidae
Source: RefSeq, a predicted model, not a curated record
GGCUACACUUCGCAUUGAACGUAUCGCGGAUAUGUUGCGUUGUCUCGCGUUGCGUACAACAUCAAUAACAUCAUAAUCAUCAAAUUCUCCAUUUGAUGUAUUGCAAGCUAAGAAAACAAAAAAUAAAAUUUAACAAACAAUUAUUAAAUUGCAUAGAUUUUAAUAUGAAAGUAACAUAAAUAAAAGUGCAAAGUGCUGUGUUUUUAAGUGACGCUUUAACAGUGUGUGUGCUGUGUGCAACUCCUACUAAUAAACGCUAUUGCUUUUACAAUUCUGUUACGGCAUAUAAUAUUUGUAUAAAAUCGCCUACGAAACGGAUACGCGCUAUACGGUUCACAUUAAAGUAACAACUCUGUGCGCUUACGCGGAUGCGUUUCGCAAUUGAAAACUUACAAAAUCUGUAAAUUGUCUUAAAGCGGCAAGCGAACGGUUAGUUGAACGCUUACGGUCGGUCGUUUGGUCGGUCAGUCGGUCGCAGGGUCGUUGGACGGUCGUUGGCUUACAGACGUUGCUUAUUGGUGCCUGCAUCCCUGCGUCUGCACCGCCACCCCAACUCCCCAAUCCCCCACACAUCCCGCGCUGUUUAUACCGCACACCACUUGCGCAAUGCGCCACCUUGCCGGCUGGUGCAUUUAGGCCGGUCGCUUGAUGCAGAAGCCUGCAAAGCAGCACUUGCUGUUAGCCAAGCGCCCAACCGCCCACCGCAACCCAACCAGCGACCAGCUGCCCGGCUUUCCUGGUGCGUCGCGCCUGCCAGCAACGCGCACGAAGUCGCCGUCGGUGUCGUGUCGGCACUCAUCGUUCGCAACGUACUAACACAGAUGCACACGCCAACACACACAAACGCGCGCGCGCACACAAACACUCGAGCAAUGUACUGGACUGCACAAGCUGCAUUGCAGCAGUUAGCAGCAGCAAAAGCAACAACAACAACGCGCCGUUAGAAUAGAAACGCUGCAGUACGGCGCUGCAGUGACGGAAGUGACGUAAUUUCCGAAACAGGAAGCAGCAACAUAGCGCUACAGUGAGCGAGUGAACGAGCGCAAGAACAAACGCAUAGACAAUUUCAAUGGCCAACAACAGCAGUAUCGUGCUGCUGCUGCUGGCGAACGUUCAGCAAAAAACUAGAAGGAGGCGAAAAACUGUGAAUGGCAAAAAUUGAAGAAAAAAUGUGCAGAUUUUUUUAAAUCAAAUAAAAGAAAAUUAUGUAUGAGUUCAAAACGAAAAUGAAAAUAUGUAAAGAAAAAUCUGAAAAAUAAUAAUAAGUUAAGUAAAUAGCAACGCGUGUGCAAAUCCGAAAAAAAAAUAAGUUCUGAGCAUAAAAUAUGAUUUUUGAAUAUAUGAAGAGCAUAUCAAUGAAAACCUACAUAUUUCUUCUUCUGCGAAAAUAUUGAAUUAAAAAAACACCUUAUUACCAAAAUAUUUACAUAUGUGCCGAAAAUCAAGCGAAAACAAAACAGCAUGAAAAGUGUAGUGCUUAUCUCAGUGCAAACUUGUGUGAAUUUAAUAAAUAAGAAAACAGUUGAAAAGCAAGCCAGAUUGUUCGAUCCAAUGAAGCGCCGCAAAGCCGCUAAUGAAGCGCGCUAGUCGAGUACGUUGCAUGACGAUGGAUAUACGUUUGAAUAUUACAGUUGUGGUGGUAGUAGUUGGGCGUUGAGCGGAGCAACCCUAUAUAUACAUACACACACAUAUGUGUGGCUAGAAGAAAGUUAUAUAAAUAAAAAAAGCGAAGCAAAAUAAAUUUCCCGGGGAGUGAAUUAUGAAAGAGCGACCUCACCAACAAACAAAAGAGCAAAAAUAAAUAUAUUAAUUGAAAACAACAACAACGUUUAUAUAUGAAUCUCUGGCAACGCAGAACAAAAACCACAAAUUGUGUGCAACAACAACAACAAAAGUGUAAUAUUUAAAAUAAAAACGCAACAAUAGUAAUAAAAAUAAAUAAAUAAAAACAACAACAGCAUUAAAAGUUGAAAUGGACUCGUCGCCGCAAUUGUAUAAAAUAAAUUCCAAAUGUCUUCCGGAAUAAAUUGUCGUGAAAUUUUCGUAUUUUUGGAAAUCUUAAUUUGGAACCAAAGGGAUCAUCAGAAGAAGAGAAAUCAUAGUCAUCAACAACAGCAGCAGCGACACAGCAACAAUAAUAAUGAUAGUGACCAGCAACAACACAAGCAACAACAACAACAACCACAACAACAACACAACAACGCAGUGAAAGUGUUAAAGUGUAAAACUAAUAAUAAUAACAACAAUAAUAACAAUAACAUUCACAAAACCUAUAGCAACAAUAGCAGCAAAAGCAGUAACAACAGCAACAACAACAUCGACGUCAUAAGCGAUAGUCAAAGUAGCGACAGUAGCAACAGUAACAACAACAACAGCUGCAGCAGCAAUAACAAAAGCCAAAAAUUUAACAAUUACACGCAUAGUGCUGGUCAUCGUCAGCAACAACAACACCAACAACAGCAACAACAAACGCAUUUCCAAUAUUUCCAACAGCAGCAGCUGAAUAAAGCCAAAUCUAAUAAUAUCAACAACAACAACGCCAACAACAAUACACAUUCAAACCACUUGAAAUUGUUGCAAAAUCAAAUGAAAAUCGCACGCAAAGCCUGCACCAGCAGCGGCCAACAGUAACAGCGCGUUUGAAGGGAAAAAGAAAUUUCACAAAAUCCAAAGAGGAAAUAAAAAUUCAGAAAUUUCUACAAAAGAAAUUCCGCAAACUGCCGCGAGUUGGCACUUAGUCGCCAAACACAACCACACAUACAUAAAAGUGUUAAGUGUAUAUGCGUGGCUGCUGAGAGCGAAGCAAUCAAAAGAGAAAUUGGAAAAAAAAACUAUAAAACGCUUUGUUGUUGGCGUAGAGACGAUGUUUCACACCACAAAUGCGCAUAGCUAAAUUUAAUGAAUUUUAUAUAAAAAAAGAAAUAAUUUUUAUAAGAAAAAAAUGUUUGAUGAUAUAAAAAAAAUUAAUGAUUUUAUAAUUUAAUUUACAUGCGCGUAUAAGUCAACGGACAAAAACAACAAAAAUCACAAAAGCAACUACGAACGAGUAGCGCGCAGCGAGUGUUUUGUUAAAUGCAUAAACUAUUGGGGAAAAGCUGAUUACGAAACUAUUUGAGUUGGCAUUUUUUUUACCGAAUGUUUGAAAAUUGUUUGUUUCAAACAAUUCGCUAAUUGUUCGAACAAGUGUCUUAGAAUAAAAAGAAAUAAUAGUUAAAUAAAAAAGUUAAAUAAUCUACACACACAUAUAAACUAUAUAUAUACAAAUACAUAUAUAUAUAUAUAUAAUAUAUACAUUAUAUAAGUUGAAAUUGAAGAACUAUUAAUUAGUAAAUAACCAGCAAAUAGUACCUUUUCAUAAAAAAAUAAACAUUAACAAAUAUAUAUUCGAAAAACAGUAACAACAACAACAACAACAGCAGCUAAAUUAACAGCAACGUUUAACUUAUAUACAAGCAUAACAUAAUUAAAAAUUAAAAUUAAAUUCGAGCGAAAAUUGAUAAAAUAGCAGAGCAAAUAGCAGCAUCAUUUAAAAAAAUCAACAAAACUGUGAUACUAAUAUUUCACAUUUACAUACAUACAUAUUUAUACAUAGCAGUUGAAAACAAAAAAAAGGCAAAACGUGUUGGCGAAAGGAAAUAGUAAAUUGCGUAACUGCAGCCAACAACAACAACUUGAAAAUUCAACACACAUAAAAAGUUGAAAAAAACAACAACAAAUAAAUAAGCAGCAAAACAGUUUCAAACUUUAAAAUAAUUAAUAAAACAAGUACCGUAAAUCCUUACAAAUUUAUAUACACACCCUUACUUAUAUAUGCACAUAUAGUACAUACAUAUGACUUAAGUAAUAAAGCAUUUUGUACACUUGAAAAAUUAAAAACAAAAAACAUUUUGUUAAAAGAAAACUUUUGAAAAAUCGCUGAAGUACUUGAAGUAAUAACGUAAUGCUUAGAAAUAAUUACAUUCAAAAACGUAAAUACGUUAUAAAAGUGCGUUACGCAAAUUAACUAAAAAUUAAAAAAAAAGGAAAAGAAUAACAAAAUAAUUUUCAAAACCUGAAAAAAAAAUAAUUUUCAAAUACUGCAAAAAAUUAAUUUUCAAAUUCUAAAAAAAUUAAAAAAUAAUAAUUUUUAAAAAUUAAACAAAAGUUAAAUAGAAAUAAAAUUUAAAGCAUUAAAACAGUUUUAAUUUACAAGCAUAUAACACACAACUCCGAAGUGCAAUGGCCCCCCUGGCAAAAAAUUAAUAUAAUAAUAAUAUUACAAAUAUAUUAAACCAAUUUAUUCAAAUUAUACAUAUAUAACAUAGCAUAGCAUAGUCAUAGCCGUUAAAGUUUUUGUAUAAAAGUAGUUGUAAAACAAACGCUGAUAAUUGAAAAAUGUAAUGCAACAUUUUGGAAAUUACAUUAUAUUAUUAAUGCUUAAUUAUUGUUAAUUACUUGCGAGUAUAAUUGUGUAACUGAGUGAAAAUUGUAAAAAAAUUUCUUCAAAAAAACUUCGAAAUAAAUUUUUUGCAACAAUAAAGCAAAUAAUUAACAAAAACAUAUUAUUUGUGGCAAAAUUAACGGUUUUCCUAAUUAAAAAAAGUAACAACAAAAACAAUUUAACGAAAUGUGCACGACUACAAUGCCUACGGCACGUAGACGAGGACGAAAGCUUUUGAAAAAGAUUUCACACGGCGCAAAAUUUUCAAAUUAAACAACUAUCAGUCAAGUUAAUUAAUAAAAUUCCCACAAAUAAUAAAGGAAAAUUAAAAACGCGACAGAAAAGUUGCAAAAUAAACGGAAGCGGCAACAAGCAACAACAAACGCUAGUGCAACCACAACAACAGUAAAGGUGUAAAUAAAAUAAUUGAAAAAAUAAAAACCAAAAUAAACUACAAUAAAUAAUAAAAUAUAACACACACACACAUUCAAGCAUACAUACAUAGCAACCAUAAAAGCUACUAGCAGUUGGCUGUCUGUCUGUCUGUAUGUAUUGCAGCUGGUUGGCAGAAAGAUUAAAGCUUCGCUCACAUACCAACACACCUACAACAAUAAUAACAAUAAUAACAACAACAAACGGUUAGUUAGUUUGCGCCAAGCUAUUGAAGCUGAAAGUUUCGUAAUAACAAAAACAAUAAAGCAUAUAAUAAUUACAACAACCAGCACUAAACAUUACAUGAAAACACAUAAACCCACACUCAUACAUACAAACAUACAUUGAUAGACAGCAAACAAACAUUCAACACAACUAAAACGACGUGCAACAUUACCAACAACAACAACAACAAAUUACUAUAAUGUAUACGCAACGUAUGUUUGACAUGUGGAGCAGUGUUACAUGCAAGCUGGAAGCACACGCGAACAAUUUAGGGCAAAGCAACGUACAAUCGCCGGGACACAACAACUCUAGCGGAUCAAUAAAAGCUCAAAUUGAAAUAAUUCCAUGCAAAGUCUGUGGCGACAAGUCAUCUGGCGUACAUUAUGGCGUUAUAACAUGUGAAGGUUGUAAAGGUUUUUUUCGCCGGUCACAAAGUUCUGUAGUGAAUUAUCAGUGUCCUCGCAAUAAACAAUGUGUUGUCGACCGUGUCAAUCGCAAUCGGUGUCAAUACUGUAGACUGCAAAAGUGCCUACAAUUGGGAAUGAGUCGUGAUGCUGUAAAAUUCGGUAGAAUGUCGAAGAAACAGCGUGAGAAAGUGGAGGAAGAGGUGAAAUUUCACAAGGCGCAGUUGCGAGCACAAAGUGACGCGGCGCCGGAUAGCUCAGUUUUUGACACACAAACACCCUCGAGUAGUGAUCAGCUGCACCAUAAUUAUAAUGGCUAUGGCGGCUACUCAAGCAAUGAAGUGAGCAGUCCCUACGCUUAUGGCUACUCGACAUCGGUAACACCGCAACAGACGAUGGCCUAUGAUAUAUCUGCGGAUUACGUCGACAGCACCACGUAUGAGCCGCGUGGCACGAUAAUGGAUCCGGACUUCGUCAGUCAUGCUGAUGGCGACAUCAAUGAUGUUCUUAUAAAAACCUUAGCCGAGGCACACGCCAACACAAGCACCAAACUCGAAGCCGUACAUGAUAUGUUCCGGAAGUCUCAGGAUAUUUCGAGGAUACUCUACUACAAGAAUCUGGGCCAAGAGGAACUGUGGCUAGACUGCGCUGAAAAGCUAACACAAAUGAUACAAAACAUAAUCGAAUUUGCAAAACUGAUACCCGGAUUUAUGCGAUUAAGUCAGGAUGAUCAGAUUCUGCUGCUGAAAACUGGAUCAUUCGAACUGGCCAUCGUGCGUAUGUCGCGAUUGCUCGAUCUCUCACAGAAUGCGGUACUCUAUGGUGACGUGAUGCUGCCGCAGGAAGCGUUCUACACAUCCGAUUCGGACGAAAUGCGUCUGGUAUCGCGAAUCUUUCAAACGGCUAAAUCAAUAGCUGAACUGAAACUGACUGAAACGGAGUUGGCGCUGUAUCAAAGUUUAGUGCUGCUCUGGCCAGAACGAAAUGGCGUGCGCGGUAAUACAGAAAUCCAGAGGCUUUUCAAUUUAAGCAUGAAUGCAAUAAGACAGGAGCUUGAAGCGAACCAUGCGCCCUUAAAGGGCGAUGUGACUGUUUUAGAUACAUUGUUAAACAAUAUACCGAAUUUCCGCGAUAUCUCCAUAAUGCACAUGGAAGCACUGAGCAAAUUUAAGCAACAACAUCCGAACGUCGUCUUUCCGGCGUUAUACAAAGAACUGUUCUCAAUAGAUUCGCCGCAGGAUCUCACAUAACAUCAAGAAAACUAUGUGGAGACUACGAACGCAAUUGAUGCACCGGACACCUUGGAUGCGUUAACGUAGAAACAAAGAAUUACCAGAUGGCAGUUGGCAGUUGACGAUGAAGAAGGAGAUGCGGACGUGAAAGCGGUGACGGUGGCGGUGUCGGUGACAGUGAUGGCAAGUAGUGCAUGCAAGGCAUGAAACUGAUUGCUGCUGCAAUAACUUUUCGUUAGAACGAGCUGUAACAACAAAAACAAACAUUUACGAAACAAACAACAACACGAGCAAUUUCAUUUAAACGAUAGCAAACUUGAAGCAGCCAGUCAGAUGACCAACAAGCGUCCGAAGUUUUGUUUAACGGAACUUAAAGUGACAACAACAAACAAUGUAUUCUCAGUUUAUUCACUGUUAAAAAUAGCGUAACAUAAACAAAAACAUACUAAACAAGCAAAAGAAAUAGUAAAUCAUAGUGCAGAAUAAAAGAAACAAAAGGUUUAUAUAACUAAUUAAUUCAAGCCACACAUAAUAAGCAGUAACAAACAAUAACAAAAAAAAAACAGAAAAACAAGAAAAAAAUAAGCAAAUAUUAAGCAGCAAAUUAAGUUUAAGGAUAUUUAUACAGAAUUUAAAUAGUAACAGAAAAUAUAUACAUAUAUAUAUAUACAUAGACAAACCAAACCAGAAACAAGCCGAAUGCACAUACACACACACACACGAACGCAUUAGCAAACAACACACCACAAUCACACCUAUAAAAAUUUACAUACAAAAGAAAAGAGAAGUAGUAAAAGAUAGGAGCAAAGUAACACGCAAUAACUACAAGAUACCGUACAUUAUAUCACAUUGUUAUAACAAAAAAUAAAACUAAAUAUCAAAUAUUCAGAAUCAUUAUAAGUGAAACGCGCAGCAGAAACACAGGAAAAUUAAAGCAGCAUUUAAGCCACAAAAAUAGGCGAACAUAAAGUAAGACAAAUAAAAACAACGGUACAUAUGCCUACAGCGUACUAACAGUUAUAGUCACACACACACAUACCCACUCUCACCUUGAAACAAGAAGAAAAUCUCGAAAAAAUAAAAUUUCAACUUCAAAAACUAUAAUACAAAAACGUUGCCAAUCUAACGUAAACUCAUUCAGCCCUUAACAAAAAUUAAAACAAAAGUAAAAUGAAAACUCUAUAUACUAUGUAGUUGAUGCCUAGCGCAAUCGGCGAAACGCAAACAAUUUAUUUCGUUCAACUCGAACCAGCACAAAUUUUUCAAAAAAAAAACAAAAAAAGAAGGAGACAAAAAAUUAUUAAUUAAAUUUAGAAGGUAUAUAACUUGCGAAUAUUAUUGAAAAGACUUUUGCAAAUCAACAACCGUACACAUACCAAAACACAACACACACACAUACAUCACUAAAAGAAAACGAGUGCUUACGCCCAAAAGACUAGCGGUUGCAAUGACUAAAGAAUAAAUAGUUGAAAAAGUUGAAAUGUGGAAGAUUUUCGAAACACAACUCGUGUGGGAAACAUAUUUUAUAGCCCGACUGUAAGCACAUUGCGAAAAUAAGUCUAAUCGCUGCCUGUUCAAUGGCGUAAGCUAUUUUUAGGCGUCAUUUUAGUUGCAGCACUGCUAAUUAACAGCGUUGCCUUAAAUCAGAGAACGUAUAUGAAUAAGAAUAAGAAAAAAAAUUAAUUCAUUUACAUUCUCUGCUUAAACCGUUAACGCCGCUGACUGCUUUUGUAUUUGUUAUUGUUAUUGUUAUGUUUUAAUCUUUUUCUAUAAAACUUUUUUAACUAGUUAAUAUGGUUUAUUAAUUUGCUGUUUCCAAACCUUUUUCAUAGGCUCAAUCGUAAAUGUUUAUAACGGUCUGUUGGCCAGUGCUAAUUGACACGAGCAGUUGCAUUGCAGUGCUAUGUUUUUUUUGUAAUUUGUUGAUUUGUGUUGUUUUUGUAUAACUCCUUUCGAGAAUACUGCUUUCAUAAAGAAAAUAAGUACGUAAAGAGAUCCACCUGCAUAUAUAGGAGAUAUAAGGCUUUUUACACAUACAUAUAAGAAGCACUAUUUGUUGUUUUGUAACGUAUAACUGUUUGCUAAAGCUUUCAAAGCUUAGAGAAUUUUUAAAUAUCUAAGUUUUCUUGCUGAGAAUUAUGCUAUAUUUUGCUGAAAAAACCGCUUCUUUGUUCCAUUCCCACGACCAUUUUCACAACAGUCGGAUACACUAUGUAAGCGGAACGAAGAUCAAAUAUCAGAUCAAGAUCUUUCGAAUUGACGGUAUUUCAUAAAAUUAUUUGGGAAUGUUUAUUGUAUCUGAAAAACUGAAACAACAUCCGACUCUCUUUAUACUUCUACAAUUAGUACUUUUUCGAGAUUAUCCAAGAAAUAGAUUCAAGAUUAUUGUUCAUGAGAAGCGCACUUAGUGUGACAGCCUAAAAAAAGGCGAAAACUACUACAGUAAAAUUGUUGAAGAAAAAAAAUAACGCUCUCCACUUUUGCUGUGAUUCUAGUUUUUCCCGUGAAAGAUAAAACCAAGAAUUCUUUACUAGAAGAUAUUGUCCGUACUUAUGAUCAACGGUCGAAAAAAAUAAAAAAUUCACAAAAUGGGGCGUUUAAAAAAAAUUUAAUUUUACCCAAUAUUUUGGUCGUUUUUGACCUGGAAAAAUUCGAUUUGUGAUCAGAUCCAAAUCAACCAGUCUGUUAGUUCAUUAUAUGAAGAACUAUGUACAGGACAUGUAGAAAAAAAUUUGUUAGUGGUCGGAUUAUUUCUUUUCGAGUAAUUUCUCAAUUGUAGUUUUGAGAAAAUCGCGCUUAAAUAUAAACUGAUAGAGCUGAUUUAACUGAAGGCUGAAACUCAAAAAAUAUUUGAGAUAUGAAUUUAAAAUUUUAAUAUUUUAUUGUUAAAGGUAUAGGUUAUCGAAAUAUGAAAAAAUUCGAUUUAAUUUUUUCGAUAAGAACUGCCGGAGCUUGAGAAAUAUUAAAAUCAUUGAUUUUGAGUGCAAACAAUAAGUUAUAUUUUUCUUAACAAACAACAAAACUACCAAUGCUGUAGGUUGUGGCACUCACUACUUCUACCAUCUCCUCCUUUUCUUACUAACAACAACAAUGUGAGAGUUGUUUCUGCAAAACUGAAAACACCGGCAUCGCCCAAUUGUGUUCAUAAGUAUAGUUCACGUCUUUGUCUAUCGAACGAGCAGAACGUAUACAUAUAUAGAUAUUCCGAUUUGAUAUACAAAGUUUAUUUUAAUUUUGUAAUACGUUUUAUGAAAAUUACAAAAAAGUAGCUGAGAUAUUUUACACCAGCCUAUAGUGUUCAAAAAACUAGUGAAAAAAGGCAUAAAUUUGUAUUCGCUGUUUUAUACUCGUAUUUUGUUAAUGCAUAUACAUAUAAAGUGCGUAUGUAUGUGAAAUAUGUAAAUUUUAAGCGUUCUACUUAUAUAGUUGUACAAUUUUAUUAUGUUGUUGUUGUUUUAAUUUUUACAUUUAUUUUAAUUUAAUUUUUUUUCAAAUGCUGCACGUCAAUGGUAUUUAUGGCAGCAUUCAGUAAUUUAUAUAUGAAAAUGAGAUAUACGAUUUUACACCACAUUUGUGUUCAGCCGGCGUAGAGCUUUGCAGAAGCACUUUUGCAGACACAAUUUUUUUAAUUUUGCUUUUGUUGAAAGUGUUUUAAAAAUAUAUUUGCUUCGCCAUGAGCCUUAUCUAUCGAACACGAAAGUAGUUUGCGGAUUGUACUUAUCGUAUAUAACUUUUUUUUUUUGUAAUUAUAAUAAUUUUUCUAUUUGGGUGAGAUCUCUUUGCAUUACUAGCCGUUUGAACACUUUGAAUAGUCCUAAUCUGUUGAGUACGGCUUCAUGUUUUUGCUUUAAUCUGGCUUUAUUGUUUUUUAUCUGCUUGAUUUUACAUUUACAGCGAUUUUUACGAGCUUUCACUUGUCAAGUUAGCUUUCAUAAUUGGGACAAGCUUUUGACACAAACGUUUUAAACGGUUUUUAUGAGCUUUCACUUGUCAAGUUAGGUUAAGCUUUAAACACAAAAAUAAUUCUCCAAUUUUUCAAAAAGCUUUCAUUUGUCAAGUUAGCUUUCAUAGUUGGGCAGACUUUUGGCACAAAAAUAAGCUUAAAAACUUUGAAAAAUAAGCUUUAAGUUUUUAAACUGCUUUCACUUGUUAACAUUGCUUUCAAAGUUUGAACAAGUUUUUGACGCAAAAAUUAGAUUUAAAUUUUUAAAAAGCUUUCAAGUGCGCCAUCAUAAUUGUGACAAGCUGUUGACAAUAAAAUAAGCAUUGAGUUUUUAGAAAGCUUUCACUUGUCAAGUUAGCUCUCAUAGUUGGUAUAAGCUUUUGAAAUAUAUCAAAAUAAUUCUUAAAUUUUACAAAAAAAGUUUUCACUUGUCAAUUUAACUUUCAUAGUUUAGACAAGCUUUUGGCACAAAAUUAAGCUUAAAAACUUACUUAUAUUACAAAAUGUUCUUAUAUUAUUUAAUGUUUCUUUCGAUAUAGUUUUGUGCUUUCUACACGCAUACUAGUAUGUGUAGCGAUAACACUGUGAUGAAAAGUCUAGACAAGAGCACUUUUAAAGCUGAGCCACUGCAGAUUAGCUUUUGCGUUAAAAAAUACGAGUUGGCAAUUAACAAAAAUGUUUAAAAAAUUUUCCGUUAUACAUUUUCGUCGUACAUUUCACACGUUUUUCAAACUGAAGUCUGAUUUCAUAUUUAGGAGACUUGAAGGGACAUCCACCAGUCACUUCAACAGCAGGAUUCAACUACCAUUAAGCCGCACUCGAACCACACACACAAACACACAUACACAAACGCAUAUAUUUAUAUGUACUUUUCAGUAGUCAAAAGCAAACAAAAAAUCAUAACCUCUCCUCACCAUCAUUACUACUACCAAUAACAACAACCAUAAGCAAUUAGUGCAGUAUCAUAGACGAAGAAAUACGAGAGAGUUGUAAGCAAAAGAAAAUUAUAUAUACAUACAUAUAUAAAGAAACCAACAAAAAAAACAACACUUGGAGGACGGUGAUAAUUAGUGUGUCUUAAAAAAAAUUAUACAUAAAUUUUUUUCUAUUUUUUAUCAAUACAUAUUACAUAUUCUAAUUACGAUUAUGAUGACUUUAAUUACGAUUAAUUUUUUGAGCCGAUUCCGAGAAGCGUAAAACAAAUUUAACUAAAUUUUAAAAAAUGAAAUUCAAAAGUAAACUGAUAAAAUUAAUGAAAUUGCAUGAAAGGAGCAUUGAGAAAACAAAACAAAAACAAAAUAAAAUUUCGUUUUAUGUUUUUGCCUUAAAUUAGUUGAAAAAACAAUGAUAUACUAAAAUAUAAAUGCAUUAUAUAUAUAUAAUUGAGAAAAAAGCGAAUACACAUACAUAAAUGCAAUACGAGUACAUAUGUACAUACAAGUAUCACACAAGCAUAUAUACACAGGAUACAUAUAUACAAGCGAAAAAUGUGGAAAGUGGCAAAGAAUUAGUAAUAUGCAGAAGAAAUGAAAAUGAAAAUGAAAUAUUUACAUACAUGUGUAUAAAAAAUCUAACGUUAUACAUACAUACAUAUAAAUUAUAUUACUGUUAAAGGUAAACUGUAAGUUUUUAUUGCAACUAGUGAAAUGGUUAAUUUUUUAUUAUUAUUAUAUAACUAUUAUUAUUAUUAAUAUUAUGAUUAUUAUCAACAUUAUUAUUAAUUAAAAUUAGUUAAUAUUUAUACAUAUAUAUAUCUAUAUGUAUAUAUAUACAUAUAUAUAUACGCUAAAACGGUAAAAUAAAAAGUAUGUUAUUUAAUUAGCGGAACUACGGUACACAUGUCGAAAAUAAUUGCAUACAUAUUAUGGUAAAAAGUAGUUAAAAAUAAUUACAAAAACAAAAAAAAACAGUAAUAAAAAACAAUUAACUGAAUGCAUGAUUUGACUUUUUAUUACCAGCAAUGCAGUGAAAACGGUUAAGAAAAACAAUAAAAAAAAAAAUACCUUAACAACAAACAAAAACAAUUAUAUAACGCAUUUGUGUUUGAUAUAUUCUUUUAGCUACAAAUACAUACAUACUUACAUACAUAGUGCAUACAACAGACUAAAAUCUCUCAUUUACCCAAAGCAAACCCAAACCAUUAGCGCAUUUCCUUUAUGAAACAAAACAGCAAAAACAAAAA